AUGAGUCAAUCUCAUCGGAUUCGCCGUCGAAUUCGAUGCCUUGUGAUCUAUAUUCGAAUUGUUGGAGACUUCCAUCGGCAGAUUCUUCAUCAACAACAUCCGAUGGGAUACAAUCCACGCAAUAUGGAAAUGGAGCAGUUGCGAAAAACGAUGAAGAAGAAUUGGAAGAUCUAUCAUCGUCUAAUGAAGUAUCAUAAUCUAUUGAUUAUUCAAAAUGAUGCAUGGGCGGCGCUAAUUGAAGGAAAUCCAGAUGAAGAAGAGAAACACAAACGAUAUGUGGAGUCCAAUGGAAAUUAUAUGGAAGUUCUUGGAGAUUGUCUCCGAACAAUUCGUCAUUGCAGAAGAAUUUAUGAGGCAACUGUGAGAGAAAUCAUUCGACGAUGUCCAGAUUCUAUGUUGCCCCUUUGUCUUGAUCAUUAA
Messenger RNA from Caenorhabditis briggsae, 420 nucleotides. The transcript has a single exon. The record is from RefSeq and is a predicted model, not a curated record. The coding region runs from base 1 to 420 and encodes 139 amino acids. Lineage: Eukaryota; Metazoa; Nematoda; Chromadorea; Rhabditida; Rhabditidae.